UUCUGUUCUGAUUAAAUUCACCUUAAUCCUGGAGACUACCUUUCUGUGAAAUGCAGUUCCUGUUUUCUCUCAGGCUGUUAUUUAGAUUUUCUUUUCCAUCAUUGCAGGAAGUCUGAUCUAAAAUAAGGCUGCAGGCAUUAAGGCCAUAAUUGCCAUGUGGACAGCCUGCACUCCUGCUGUUUUUCUAGGGUGGGGGUAGAUUUGUGCCUCUCCCUCAGCUCUUCAUGCGUAUCUGUACAAGUGGCGCGAGUGACGUGACCCUCUCACAUACGGCCAGCACUGAUUCAUGCCGGUAAGCUUUCUCCAGCCAUGCUGAAGCAGAUCCUUUCAGACAUGUAUGUGGAUCCAGAGCUCCUAGCUGAACUCAGCGAAGAGCAAAAGCAGAUCUUGUUCUUCAAGAUGAGGCAGGAGCAGGUGAGAAGGUGGAAAGAAAGAGAAGCAGUAGCUACAACCCCAAAGCCAGUACUGAGGAAAGACCAUGGAAAAUCUGUGCAGUGGAAGCUUGGUGCAGAUGGUGAUAUCUGGGUAUGGGUAAUGGGAGAACACAUGCUGGAUAAAUCAUAUGACCUCCUGUGUAGUGAGAUUCUUGCUGAAAGAGUGAAGCAACAGUCACUUCAGCAAGUAGAGAAAAUAAGAAGAACCCCAAUGGAAAAAGUCACAGAGGGUUCAGUAUUAUGUCCUCCACAGUUUCUAUCAGAGACCCAACCUGGAUUUGAAAUACUGCAAGACAGUAAAGAUUUUGUGCAAAGAGAUGUACCAAAGAAAGUGGAAAACACACCAGCUGUUGGAAAUUACAGAAAUCUAGAAUGUGUCCAGGUUAGAGAAAUGCCAAUGAAGAAGACCACCACCGAGACCAGAACAGGAGAAGAAAUAACUCUAGAUUACCCUUCUGAAUCAAUUCAAAAACUGGACAAAGAACAUUCUGAUUGGCUAGAAUCUUUACGGAGGUCCAAAGCAGCAGAUGAAAGGCGACGCUCCCUUGCCAAACACGCACGAGAUGACUACAAGAGGCUGUCAUUAAAGGGCAUCCACAAGAACAAAGCAGCUAAUGUUUCCCAGAUCUUUAAGAGUCAGGAGCAAAGAAAGCCACUCCCUCCACCUCUGCCACCAAAGCCUAAAAACGUUACAGCUAAAAUAGCUAAUGAGAAACCAGAGAGAUCUAUUUCCAGUUCUACUCAGGAGAUGAUAGUUCGAUGGUUUAAAGAAGAGCAGAUCAAUCUCCGAGCUGGCUUUGAGAAAUCGAUGGAUCAGAUAGCACCUUGGUUCCAUGGUAUUUUAACCACCAAAAAAGCGGAAGAGCUUUUAGAGGGUUUGGCACCGGGAAGCUUUCUCAUCCGAGUCAGUGAAAAAAUCAAAGGCUAUGUUCUCUCCUAUUUAUCAGCAGAGGGCUGCAAACAUUUUCUGAUAGAUGCUUCUGGAGAUUCAUAUAGUUUCCUUGGUGUCGACCAACUUCAACAUUCAACAUUAGCUGACCUAGUUGAAUAUCACAAGGAUGAGCCCAUUACAUCAUUGGGGAAGGAAUGUCUUCAUUACCCCUGUGGACAACAAGGACAGUUACUGGAUUAUUUUAAUCUUUUUGAGUGAUAUUGUCAAGUGCGGGAAAAUCAGGAAGUCCAGGCAGUUCAAAUGAAUAUAAAGGUUUAUUGCAAGCUUAUGCUCUCUACAAGAAUCUGAACUACUAACAGUCAAAGCAAAUAGGUGGUGGAUAUGAAUGAAAUUCAAAGUGGGCUGGACUUAAAUCUCUUGUGGACAUGAAGGGGCUCAAGACUAAGGAUGCAUUUGACCUCUCCCUCGGGCCCAGCCUGGUCAUCUUCUACAGAUAUUUAGAAAAUCCACUUACCAUAUGGAGGAAGUUUAUGGAAUGGACAGCUGCUGACAUGGAGCAGCUUUAAUUAUUACAGUAGUUCCUUAACUAUAAAAUUAUGAUUCAAGUAUGUUUGAUAAACAAGAAAUAAAUUCAAUCAAGCAAAAAAAAAUAAUAGAAUCAAAAUCCUAAAGAAAGCAGCAAAAGAAUAAUAGUACAAUUGCCAUUACAGGCAAUUGUGGUAAUGAACUUUCUUUGUUCAAACUGAAACCUGACUGCAUGAGUUGCUGUUAAAUGAAAUUAUAAGGAACUAUUCCAAAGAGUUGACAUUUGACAUCUCUGGUUCAUUCUUGAAAGGAUUGUAUUGUAUUUACAUUUAUAAUUGUUUUUAUAUCUCUACACUUUAUUAUAUUAUAAACUACUCAAAGUCACCUCGAACUGCAAGAUGGGAGGCAUAUAACUUUAAUAAAUAAAUAAAAAUGAAAUAAAUAAAAUUGUUGAGGAAAACUCAAAAUGCAGAAGUAGUUAAAGUAUCUUCAUAACUUCAAAUCCCCUGAAAGGUUGGUUUUCAUCACCAUGAAUGAGUGAUGAGUAUAAACAUGCCCGUAGUGCAUCAUAGAACAACAAGAGCAUCAGAGCUUCCAACUGUUCACAUUUUUCUUGCUCUAUUCUCUGCUAAAACAACAUUGUUGGAUAGUCACAUGGUUGUUUCAUAGGGAGUUGUGUGUUCCUUUAAAAAUGAUAGUAGACAUUGCAUGGAUCAAAACUCUUCACUGUCAGAUCUAUGACCCAGUUCUUUAGAAAAUGAGUCUUUCCAUGCUGGCAGGGCACGAGAGAAUCAGAUACAAUUUUUUUGGGUGUGGAUGAAUAUACAUUUGUAAGUAUGGGUACAAUGUGCUUUUCCUCCCUUUUUCUUUGCAUCCAAGCUGACCAGGACAGAUAGAUUCCUAGUGUGAAGAAGCUGGUCUAUGAUGGACAAGCAUAGUAAAUACUUAUCAGAGAGAGAAGAGCCUUUAGUAACACAUACUCAAACAAGGAAAAUGAAUACUGAAAGAGUGACUGCAUAAAAAAUAAACAUUACAAAUGCCCCAACAUUUUACCCUUUUCUCUGAAAAUGUUACAAAUGAAUAUGUUUUUGUAACAGAACAAGCACAGUCAUUGCCUAUUAUAAUUGUGCUUCACUUCACUUGAAAAUAAUCUCAGACCAAGAAGAAAGCACUCACUUGUUAUAAUAGAUGCAGAAGGAUUAAUACAUUGUCAAAGGCUAUUUGUAUUCUAUAUACAGAAUUUGGACAUGUCUCAAGAUUUCUUAUUUUUCUAGCUAUCACUACUAGCAGAUUGUAAUAUUUAAAUACAUCUGGAAAAUAUUGAAGCUCCAUUUUGAGGUACAUUUUCCAAACUUCAAACAUGCAAGCUGAAUUGGCAAAUGUAUUAAAAACUCAAAUAUUAUAUUGGAAUAUCAUCCCUGCACAUAUACACACAUGUUCCAGUAAUGCUAGGAGGCAAAGAAUGGAAUAUUAUUAAAUAUUAAGACUAAUGACAAUAGAGAACCAGUCUUUGACCUGGCAAUGAAGAUAGCAAAGAGGUGGAUAGCUUCUGCCUUUUAGGAACCAUCAACAAGCAGUCAAGAAAUAUGUUGCACACCAGCAUGUGAUAAAAUAAUCACGAAGCCUUGGAAAAGAUAUUCAAAAAGUGAUACCUACAAUGAACAGAAAUUGUGCAAGCCAUAGUAUUCCACUUAGUUUUUCGAACGGUGUCUCCAUUUUGGUUUUCUAUUUGUAAAAUAAAUGAUAGCAUGGUGUAAUGUGUCAUGUGUGGUGAUUCAUCUGAGGUUGUAUUUACCUACUUUUAAGAACAUCUAAGGCCCAGAUGAUUUUUACUAUGUCCUGAUAUGUAAAACCAUAGAACUCAAAAAGCGUAUACUUUAUUUUUCAUAUGACUAUAAAUGAAAUUACAGCAUCCUAAUCCAUCUGGGAGAAAAAGUAAAAACAAUUGGGAAAGAAGAUUUCAGAAAAGAUUAGGGGGCCAGAUGAAGACUUAAACAUUCAUCUGCUUCCCAUUGGCUCUCUCUUCCAAGUGCUUCAGUGUGUUGCAUUUGCCUCAAAACAGCCUGCAUUUAACAUACAAUCCAUAGUUCUACUUGAAGUAUUAUAUAAAAUCACGAUGAAGGACUGAUGUCAGGGAAUGACUGGAAUAGUAGUGUAGAGUUACAAAUAAAUGAACGAUGGCCAUUUCACCUGAGCUUUCAUGUAUUUCUUAUUAAUUAUGCUAAAAUGGCUUUAUCAGUUUCCAGUGCUUAUGAAUGUCUCUUAGAUAUAUGCAGUUCAUAUUCCAACUACUUUUCAGUACAACAGUCAGCUGAAACUGAGAGGUAUACAGGGUUGUAAAUUGUUCAAUAAAGUGAAAUCUGUUUGUAAAGUGUCUAUCUUCUGUA
This is a messenger RNA of Protobothrops mucrosquamatus (brown spotted pit viper), 4238 nucleotides long. It is a transcript of the gene SH2D4A, whose product is annotated as SH2 domain containing 4A. The record is from RefSeq and is a predicted model, not a curated record. The coding region runs from base 310 to 1584 and encodes 424 amino acids. NCBI's taxonomy places the organism in Eukaryota, Metazoa, Chordata, Lepidosauria, Squamata, Viperidae. Gene Ontology annotation, cellular component: cytoplasm. Gene Ontology annotation, molecular function: phosphatase binding. The transcript has 8 exons.